GGAUGGGCUUUCAGUAGCAGUUGAGGCAGGGGAGGUCUUUGUUUGUUGUUGAGUGACAAAAAAAAUCUUGACUUCUAUUAUCAUCUUAUUAAAGGUAGUUCAAACAGAGAGCCUUUUGUAGAUUAGGUGUAUUUUAUUUUUUCAAUCCCGGAAAACUUAUUUGUUUAAUAAGUAUAAUGACUAUAAUAUUGUUACCAUCACUGUGUACACUUUAACGGCAAUCGGAACAUUCUUGUAGGUGACCGAUUGAAUUUAGGAGCUUAUUCAAGCUGCUUGAUUUCGGAACAGAUUUGAGAAGGGGAACUACUCUUAAUUUUAAAACAAUCAAUCAUUAAUAUUAUUGUUAUUGAUGGUGAUAAAGAGAAAAUAAAGGGAGAAAAUCAAACAUGCCUCCUUCUUUGAAGCCAAAAGCAACAGGCGGGCUCUCUGACUCGCUGAGAACAUUAUCUGGUGCGGAACCAAACAACACGAGCGAUGGAUCAGUCCUGGAGUUGCUACCGGACUUCCCCCCAGGCCCACUGGAUGCGUACAGGAAGAAGGCUUCGUUUGAUUGGAAGAAAAUGGCACUUUUCCUCGAUACGGAGGACAUUUUGAGAUUUAAGAACAGAAUCUUCAAAACCCUGGAGAACGACCCAGUUUUUUCCAAGGGCCUAACGACCCCACCGCUGGAGAACCAACGCGAGCUCACCUUCCGUCGCACGCAUCACGUGCUGGGCUACGACUUCCUGACUGACGAUGAGCUCUACGGAAACCCGCUCAAGUUCAAAGCUUACACAGAGGCCUUGGGCAUGUAUGAUUGGACGGUGUCGGCGAAGAUCAACCUCAAUACAGAGAUGUUUGGUGGAACCAUCCAGUCUAUGGGCUCGAGCCGACAUGCGGAGACCCCAACAAACGUUUCGGAGCCUCCCUCGGGGCCCUGUCCGGGGGCCGUGUUGGGAUCACGGGCAUGUGCUGCACCAACCUCAAGCUGAGCAUGCCCAUCGCGAUCCGGUACUCAGCCGCCCGCCGCCAGUUUGGACCAGGGACCGAGGAAAUCCCCGUCAUUGAGUACCAGCUGCAGCAAUGGCGUCUGUUCCCCUACGUGGCAGCCAUGUAUGCCCUUGACCUUUUCUCAAACUCUUUCUUCAUGGAUUUUGUGUUGCUUCGCGUUGGAAUGAUGAUGGGAGACUCUAGUCAAAAUCAGGCGGACCUUGGCAAGGAAAUCCACGCCCUCUCCUGUGCCAGUAAACCGUUGGCCGGCUGGAUGGCCCGCGACGGAAUACAGGAGUGCCGGGAAGCCUGUGGUGGUCACGGAUACUUCAAAGUGAACCGUCUGGGCGAGAUUCGCAACGACCAUGACCCCAACAACACGUAUGAGGGAGACAACAACGUGCUGCUGCAACAGACCAGUAACUUCCUCUUGUCCUAUCUCAACGCCGCGCAGGCUGGAGAUAAAAUCUCCAGUCCUCUCAACUCAGUCAACUUCCUGUCCAACCUCCCGCAGAGACUGAAGUCAAAGUUUACGGCUCGCACGGUUGCCGACUGCUUUAACCCUGCAGUUGGAAAGGUUCGUGGGCUUCCUGGAGGAGAAGAACGACGAACCGACGCCGAGCGAGCUGCGACCCGUGCUGAGACAGCUGUGUGCUCUCUACGGCCUCUGGUCCCUGGACAAACACAUGGCCACGCUCUACCAGGGUGGCUACGUCAGCGGAGGUGACCCGCCCCGCCUAAUAAGGGAGGCCAUCCUGCAGCUGUGCUCGCAGCUCAAGCCAGAGGUUGUUUCCCUUGUUGACGCCGUGGCCCCGCCAGACUUCAUUCUCAACUCUCCCAUUGGUUGCUCCGAUGGCCAG
Molecule: messenger RNA, 1829 nt
Organism: Aplysia californica (California sea hare)
Lineage: Eukaryota; Metazoa; Mollusca; Gastropoda; Aplysiida; Aplysiidae
Product: peroxisomal acyl-coenzyme A oxidase 3
Biological process (GO): fatty acid beta-oxidation using acyl-CoA oxidase; lipid homeostasis
Cellular component (GO): peroxisome
Molecular function (GO): pristanoyl-CoA oxidase activity; FAD binding; fatty acid binding
Source: RefSeq, a predicted model, not a curated record